This is a messenger RNA of Nerophis lumbriciformis (worm pipefish), 2901 nucleotides long. Lineage: Eukaryota; Metazoa; Chordata; Actinopteri; Syngnathiformes; Syngnathidae. The record is from RefSeq and is a predicted model, not a curated record.
GCUGCCGCCACUGCAAGCGUCACACCGCUGAAUGGGAAUCUAUCCGGCAACUCCAGCAGACCGCUGUCUUCUCCGCGCGCCCUGCGUAAAAGCAAGCGGCGCGUCUCCAAGUGUGGCUCGGACCGACCCACAGGCGGCGAGCGCGCUCAGCAGCUCGGAUCGGACGUCCACUUUUCCCGCACUUGUUCCCGAAGCGCGCCUCGUCACAACAGCAGAAGCGGCGGCAUGCCGGCCAUCAAGAAGGAGCGUCCGGACGGGGACGACAUGGCUUUAGCCGCUUUCAACCAGUCCGAAUACUUGGCCCCUUUAAAUGCCGCCGCUAUCCCCGUGGUCACUCCGCACCCGCCGCCUUACGAGCACAUUUUAGCCCACCAUCGCGCGUACUUGGGGCUCCAUGACUCGACGCUGCAUCACCAGCACCUCCAGCACGCCACGGACGACUUGAUGCUGGAGAGGUUCUCCUCCAUCCCGGACUUCCAGCCCUUCUUUGAUAACGGCGAGCCUUGCAUUGAAGUGGAGUGCGGGGAAAACAAAGCUUUGCUUUAUAUUAACAAACUAUGUCAAGGCAGCAAAGGACCUUCCAUUAAAUACAGGGGCGAGUGGCUCACUCCUAACGAGUUCCAGUUUGUCAGUGGCCGGGAGACCGCUAAAGACUGGAAACGGAGUAUUCGACACAAAGGGAAAAGCCUCAAGACACUUAUGUCCAAAGGAAUCUUACAGGUGCAUCCUCCGAUCUGUGAUUGUCCAGGUUGUCGAAUCUCAUCCCCCGUGAAUCGUGGCCGUCUGGCUGAGAAGCGCACCAUUCCGCUGCCGCCCAACCGGGUGCCCAAGAAGGAGCUGGCCUCCAUCUUCAGCAGUGACGACAGUGAAGGAAGCGAGCGGGCCAGUGGGGAUCAUGGCCACAUCAAACAAGAGGACGAGCUACAUUACAGUAUAGUGCGCAAGAGUCGAGACAGUGACCUCUCUACAAUCAUCUCCAACCUGCACCACAGCAGACAGCAUGGUAUGCCUGAGGGACAGUCAGUGUCUGACCACAAUGCCAGUACAGGACACACAGAUGACCUUCUAGGCAAAGGGAGAAGCUUCUCUCCCAACAGCAGUAGCAACUCUCCCUCAGACAGUAAGAAGUCACGCAGCGUAUCCCCUAAAGAGUCCGCACAGAACCCAGAAGGGGAGGCAGGUGGCAGCCACAGUCACAUGAGCCCUGAGGAGCACUAUAGGCGCAUGAUGUCAGCACUCAGCGACAACGGAUCCUACGAGGAGCAGCAGCAACGCCUCUUCCAGCUGGCCAGCAGCAUGGGAUUACCUGGACAUGACGUACUGCGCGCUCAGCAGGAAGCGUUGGCUGCGGCGGUGAGGAAUCCGGCGGCCUUAGAAGCGCACCUGCCCACGGGAGGCAGCUCCUCCUCAUCCAGCCAGAGACGGAAGCAGGGCCUACCGCAGCACCGGGAUGCACAUUACACUGACAGGGAACUGUCCCAGCCUCCACCUCUCCUAUCGCCUGCGACGGCACCUCACAUCACCUUAGCGCCUCACUUGCGGGCUCCUUUCCUGGGCUUGCCCUCAGCUCUCUGCCAGGCCCCUGGCUAUGGUUUCCUGCAACCGGCUCAAGCUGAAAUUUUUGUGCGGCAACAGGAAAUGCUGAGGAAGCAAAAUCUAGCAAGACUUGAGAUGUCAGCUGAGCUACUGAGACAAAAGGAGUUGGAGAGUCUCCACCAGCAGCAGCAACUGCUGGGCUCCGACCCGCUCGCCGCCGGUCUGCCCUCGGACCACCCGGCCCUGAGGAGCCUUCAAGACAUCCCUGAAGGUCAUCCGCUCCGAGAGGAACUGGCCCGUCGCUCGAAUGCCAUGCUGGGGCUUCGACACGCGGCCACGGCACCCUUCCUGAGCACCGACCAGCAGCAGCCCAAGACGUCAUCCACCCAUAAAGAAGGACAGAAUUCCACGACUGGCUCGGACGCCGAGUCCAGGAAGGCCCUUCGCCGGGGCCCUCAGACUGAGCUUCGCGCUGGCCAUCACAAAAGAAGAAGAGAGGACAGAGGAAGCGAGGGGGACGAGGAGGACUUGAAGGACUCGGACAGCGAAACGGAAACAUGCGAGGAGAGGCGGGAAGGCCUAAAGUCUCGGAGUAAACACAAGGAGAGGCGGAGUCGAGAAAGAGACGGCAAGGGCCUCGGCGAUGGCGCAAAGGAGAAUCGCGAAAGCUCGGGCCGGAUCAGUGCACCGUGUAGUUCCGUGGGCAACGACUCACCCGCGCUCCACCUGCUCAACUCGGCGCUGGGAAAGUCGGAAGUCAAACUCCAGCUCCCGCCUGGAUUUUUGCCCCCUCUGCCUGCUCUUCAAGGACAGUCAUUGCCCUUCGGAUUUCCCUACAUCAACCCAUACUUUCACAUGGGCUCUGUUGGAGGUCUUUUCAUGGAUGGGGAGGACUCGGCCCCAGCAAACCCCAUGGAGGACAUAAGCAAGUGGAGUGUGGAGGAUGUGUGUGGCUUCAUAAGCAGCCUGGCCGGAUGUGCUGAAUACGCUCAGGUUUUCCGGGAGCAGGUCAUUGAUGGGGAGACAUUAGCUCUGCUCACUGAGGAGCACCUGCUCGGCAUCAUGGCACUAAAGUUGGGCCCUGCCCUCAGGAUUCGUUUGCAGGUUGCGAGACGCAUCGGAAGGCUUUUCUACAUGACCGGAUUCCCGUUGGCCUUCCCGUUCCCGCCGUCGGCCGCCGUGCGACCCUCGGAGCGAGACGGGGAGCCCGCGGCCGUGCCCGCCGACGCCGCCUCGUUGCCCCUCUCCCUGCUGCAGAGACCCACCUCCGCCAGCGGAAGCUCUUCACCGUACAGCGGGCCCGCUCCGGGCUGCUCCUCACCCAAGCGGGAAAAAGGGAACGGCUCGGCGGUGGUGGGGAGAUAA